AUGGGCGACAGAGGAGAGAGAGGGUUCAGGGGGGAGAAGGGCGAUCGAGGAGACCGAGGAGAUAAAACCGUGGAGGAGACGCUGGUGCGGCUGGUGAACGGGUCGGGUCUUCAUGAAGGUCGCGUGGAGGUUUUCCACGAGCGUCGCUGGGGGACGAUCUGUGACGACGUCUGGGACCAGAAGGACGGAGACGUGGUGUGCCGGAUGCUGGGAUACCGAGGAGCUGCAGAGAUCCAUAAGACAGGACGCUUCGGACAGGGUAUGAGAGGGAUCCACACACGCACGCACCCCUUAGAUCGCACUGUAUAUGGGCCACUGAAGAGGCACAUCAACAGCCGCUGUGACAAUUGGAUGAAGACUCAUCCAGGAACCACAAUGACCAUUUACGAUCUGCCGGGCAUUGUGAAGAGUGCCCUUCCUCUGGCUGCAACGCCAUCAAAUAUCCAGGCAGGUCACAGACCGCCCACCACCAGAACCUUCUACCAGUGCAGCUCCAACAUCAACUGUGGCAUCCUCUCCUCCACUCACAGCCUCCUCUCCUCCACUCGCAGCCUCCUCUCCUCCACUCACGGACUCCUCUCCUCUACUCGCAGCCUCCUCCCCUGUCAGGCCAUGUGUGGAGCCUGGGACAUCACCCUCUGCAACGCCUUUCUCACCCUUGUCCAUCCGUCCACAUCUAAAAGCUGGACCAAGGAAGCAGACCACAAAGGGGAGAAAAAGAAGAGAAACAUCACAGACCGCCCACCACCAGAACCUUCUACCAGUGCAGCUCCAACAUCAACUGUGGCAUCCUCUCCUCCACUCACAGCCUCCUCUCCUCUACUCGCAGCCUCCUCCCCUGUCAGGCCAUGUGUGGAGCCUGGGACAUCAUCCUCUGCAACGCCUUUCUCACCCUUGUCCAUCCGUCCACAUCUAAAAGCUGGACCAAGGAAGCAGACCACAAAGGGGAGAAAAAGAAGAGAAACCGCUGUCCUCACAGACACUCCGAUGAAAGAUCAACUCGAGGCUGAGAAAAAAAGAUCUAACGCAAAGAAGUCUAAAGCGAAGACAAAAAUCAAUUUCGGCCAAAACACCAAACUCAACAAGAAGCAGAAGAUGCAGGCUUCAUCUGAUGAAGAUGAGGCCCAAUACAGCAUUGUGUGCCUGGAGAGCUACUCCAGGUCCAAGGAGAUCUGGCUGCAGUGUUGCUCCUGUAAAGCCUGGGCACACAAGGACUGCACAGAUGGAAGCGCCUUUUACACCUGCCACAACUGUGAAUCUGAUUAA
Notothenia coriiceps (black rockcod) is the source of this 1266-nucleotide messenger RNA. Lineage: Eukaryota; Metazoa; Chordata; Actinopteri; Perciformes; Nototheniidae. The record is from RefSeq and is a predicted model, not a curated record.